This is a messenger RNA of Argiope bruennichi, 2334 nucleotides long. It is a transcript of the gene Noc3, whose product is annotated as nucleolar complex protein 3 homolog. Bases 73 to 2286 code for a protein of 737 amino acids. Gene Ontology annotation, cellular component: nucleolus. The record is from RefSeq and is a predicted model, not a curated record. Gene Ontology annotation, biological process: DNA replication initiation. Lineage: Eukaryota; Metazoa; Arthropoda; Arachnida; Araneae; Araneidae. Gene Ontology annotation, molecular function: chromatin binding. The transcript has a single exon.
UGCGGGAAAAACGUGUUUACUAUUUUCAUUGGGGAAUUAGACUUAUUUCACACGAUCUUUUUUCUGCCAAAAAUGAGUGUGAAAAAAAGAGUAUUAACUAAAGAAAAGAAGCAUAAUAAGUCCAAAAAAUCUAAAGUAUCGAAGAAAGGCUCUAAUUCCUCGGAUUAUGUUAAAAAACGUUCUAAAAAUCUUGCCUUUAACAAAUCUCAGAAGAAGCAUGCAGUCUUUAAAGAGCAGAAUUAUGAAAAACCUACCGCAGAACCUGCCUCAGAAUCAGAAGAAGAUAAUGAAAUGUCUGUAGCUUCUAGUGACGAUUCGGAAGAAGAAUAUGAAAAAGCUCCGAGAAUCAAAAAAAGUGUUCAGGUGAGAAAUUUGCUUCCUAUUAAAAAUAAGAAAGGAUUAAUUUAUAGAUCAGAAAUUGUUAAGGAAGAAAGUGAAGAUGAAUUACCGGCAAUUGAUAGUGAGAAGAAAGAAGUUAAAAAGAAGGAUCUGAUUCAGAGCUAUGCAAUGCAACAGAAGGUGUUUAAAGAUUUGAAACGUAAAGUUGCUUUGUUGUGUACAUCUAUAAUUGAAGAACCUGAUAAUAACAUGGUUGCUUUAAAGGAACUUGUAUCCAUGAUACAGAACCAGACUACUCAAAUGGUAAUCAGUGAAAAAAAAGUUUUAUGUUUAUCGUUGCUUCAUGUGUUUUUAGAUGUUCUUCCUGGAUAUCGAAUCAGAACUCAAGAAGAAACUGACACAAAGGUUAAAUUAAAGAAAGAAACUAGGAAAUUACUUGGUUAUGAACAGACUCUUUUGAAAUGCUACAAAAAAUAUUUAGAUUUAUUAUAUGAUUUAGUGAGAGAUAUGAAACAUAAAAUGUCUCUUAAUAACAUUUCAAGUACUAAGCAACGUGUGUCAUAUGAAGUAGGCUUGAUUGCUGUGAGAUGUCUGUGUGAAUUGUUGAGUACACGAUUUAGUUUUAAUUAUUUUAAAAACAUAGCAAAUAAAUUAGUACCUGUUGCAAUUGAUUAUGAUGAAAAUAUUUCCAACAUGUGUUGCAAAGCAUUUGAAAAGCUUUUUCGAGCUGACAAACUGGGUGAAGCAUCAUUUAGUCUUGUAAAACAGAUCAUUGAUGUUAUUAAAGAACGCAAGUUUAAUGUUCCUGUUUGUUUACUGAGAACAUUUUUAUGUCUGAAUUUAAGAGAAGCAAGGCCAGAAUUUGAGAAAGUUGACAUGGCUAAAGGACGUAAAGAAUGGCGUGCCAUGUCCCGUAGCCAAAGAAAGGAUAAGAAAAAAAUUAAAGACCUUGAAGCUGAAUUAAAGGAAGCUCAAGCCUAUGAAUGUGUUGAUAAUGUAAAGAAAUUCCAUACUGCUACUUUAAAUAAAAUUUUUUGGGUUUUCUUUCAUAUUCUCAAAGAUGGUGAAAAGGUAUCACUCAUUGGUCCCGCUCUAGAAGGCCUUUCUAAGUUUGCUUAUCUUAUCAAUUUAGAAUUUUUCGAUGAUCUUAAUGCUGUUGUAUGUGGCAUGAUGGAAAGUGGGAAACUUAGUGAUGUUGACAAGUUACAUGGUGUGUAUACAUUGUUCACUAUUUUAGCUGGUCAAGCUGAGUCCUUACAUAUAGAUCCUCUUAAGAUAUAUUGUCAUAUGUAUCAAGGCUUGCUAAAUUUGAGUCAUUCUACUGAUGUUGAGCAUUUUGACCUUACUCUUAAAUGUCUGGAAUUUAACAUUCUAAGGAAGAAAAAGAAGAUAUCAUUCAACAGGAUUUUAGCAUUCAUAAAACGUGUUUGUAGCGUGAGUUUGCAAACACCUGUUCAUGGAACCUUGGGAUUGCUUUGUUCUGUGCGGAAUAUAAUGAUGAAUGUUAAAGGUGCUGAUAUUUUGCUUGAUUCUGAGAAUUCAAUAGGAAGUGGAAUUUUUCAUCCUGAAAUGGGAGAUCCUGAACACUGUAAUGCACAGUCAACAGCUCUUUGGGAGUUGCAUUUAUUGAAGACACAUUAUCAUCCAGCUAUUAAAUUGUAUGCACAACAUUUACUACAUAACUGUUCUAACACAGGUAGAUCCCUUCUUCCAGAUAAAUUAGCAAAAUUGACUCCAAUUGAAACUUUGAACCGUUUUUCUGAAAUAGCUGUCGAAAACAGAAUGGACUUUUUGGAAAACACUGAAGAGCCUCCCAAAAAGAAGUUUAAAAUCGAUAAUAGUAUUGAAAACACAUUUGUUGCAAAUGAUGUCAAAUUGGAAUUAGAUGCAGAUGCAUUACACAAUAUUGAUUUUUUACAGCAUGUUGCAUCUGAAACAUCCCAAUAAAAAUAUUUUAAUUAUGUAUUCCAUUAUUAUUUUGUAUGAAAAUAAAAU